This is a messenger RNA of Purpureocillium takamizusanense, 1182 nucleotides long. RefSeq lists its product as uncharacterized. Gene Ontology annotation, biological process: xenobiotic detoxification by transmembrane export across the plasma membrane. Bases 1 to 1182 code for a protein of 393 amino acids. The record is from RefSeq and is a predicted model, not a curated record. The transcript is spliced from 4 exons. Gene Ontology annotation, molecular function: antiporter activity; xenobiotic transmembrane transporter activity. Gene Ontology annotation, cellular component: membrane. NCBI's taxonomy places the organism in Eukaryota, Fungi, Ascomycota, Sordariomycetes, Hypocreales, Ophiocordycipitaceae.
AUGAUAGGCAACACCAUCAUCCAGGGACUGGCGAACAGCCUUGACACGCUGGCAGGCCAAGCCUACGGGUCAGGCAACAAGUACUUGGUUGGCAUCCACACGCAGCGCAUGGUCUACUUCAUCCUGCUCUGCACUGCGCCGCUCAUGGCGCUGUGGUGGAAGGCCGACGCCAUGCUUGCGCUUAUCCUCCCGGAGCGUGAGUUGGCAGACUUGACCGGCCUCUACCUGAAGAUCAUGAUCCUUCGCGUCCCGGCCUUUGUUCUCUUCGAGUGCGGGAAGCGGUACGCCCAGGCCCAGGGCAUCUUCAACGCCGCGACCUACGUCCUCCUGCUUAUCGCGCCGUUGAAUGCCUGCAUCAUGUGGGCCUUGACCUGGCAUCUCGGCUGGGGCUUCAUCGGGGGACCAGUCGCCAUCGUUGUUACGGAGAAUCUGAUGGCCGUGCUGCUGUUCCUCUACCUGUGGCUGAUAGACGGGUAUCAGUGCUGGGGAGGCUUCUCGAAAAAGGCUCUUUCGAAUUGGAAGCCAAUGAUGCGGUUGGCAAUACCAGGCAUGGUCAUGCACGUGGCUGAAUUCGCUGCCGAUGAAAUCCUCACCAUCGCGUGCGCCCAGUUUGGCGCGGCGCAGCUCGCCGCCCAAAGUGCUUUGGUGACCCUGACACAAAUCGUCUGGACAGUGCCCCUCGCAUUAUCGAUCGCUGCUUCCAUCCGUGUUGCCAAUUUUAUUGGCGCCAAGGCAACUGACGCGGCGACGAUGGCGGCAGUGGUGGCUGUUGUGCUUGGGCUCAUUUUCACCGCGUUGAGCACCGUCCUCACGGCUGCGCUGCGGUACCACCUUCCGUACCUGUUCACCGAUGACGCGGAAGUCGUCGGCAUCAUCACCAAAGCGCUGCCUAUCGUCAUGGUCAUGCAGUGCUUCGACGCCAUCUCGGCCAUCUCUCACGGCCUGAUGAGAGGCAUCGGUUACCAGGAAUUUGGCGGCUACCUCAACCUGGUCGCGUACAAUCUGAUUGCGAUCCCCAUCUCCUUCAGCACCGCCUUUCUUCUCCACUGGCAGAUCUACGGGCUCUGGACUGGCAUCACAGUUGGCUUGGGCAUUGUAAGUGUGGUCGAGUUCUGGUGGCUGUAUCGCUGGGACUGGAACGAUGCGGUUGCAGAUGCUGAACGCAGGAACGAGCGGGAUUGA